This is a messenger RNA of Artibeus jamaicensis (Jamaican fruit-eating bat), 1019 nucleotides long. RefSeq names its product microtubule associated protein 1 light chain 3 alpha (gene MAP1LC3A). Gene Ontology annotation, cellular component: autophagosome membrane; cytosol; autophagosome. Gene Ontology annotation, molecular function: ubiquitin protein ligase binding. Gene Ontology annotation, biological process: cellular response to nitrogen starvation; macroautophagy; autophagy of mitochondrion. The transcript has 4 exons. Bases 230 to 595 code for a protein of 121 amino acids. NCBI's taxonomy places the organism in Eukaryota, Metazoa, Chordata, Mammalia, Chiroptera, Phyllostomidae. The record is from RefSeq and is a predicted model, not a curated record.
GGCGGGCGGGUUUUGAGUCGGCCCAAUGGGAACCGCGCGCCGGCCUCCCCUUUAAGGACUGUUGUGACCUGACGUCACCCGGGCGAGUUACCUCCCGGAGCCUCCGCCGCUGGGCUCAGCGUGAGCCCCAGAGCCCUUGAGCGCGAGGUGCAGACCGCUUGGCGCCCCUGUAUCACGGCCACAUCCCCGCCCCGGAGCUCCGGCCUGUGUGCCCAGCCGGGCCCGCGAGAUGCCCUCCGACCGGCCUUUCAAGCAGCGGCGGAGCUUCGCCGAUCGCUGUAAGGAGGUGCAGCAGAUCCGCGAACAGCACCCCAGCAAGAUCCCGGUGAUCAUCGAGCGCUACAAGGGGGAAAAGCAGCUGCCAGUCCUGGACAAGACCAAAUUCCUGGUCCCGGACCAUGUCAACAUGAGCGAGCUGGUCAAGAUAAUCCGGCGCCGCCUGCAGCUGAACCCCACGCAGGCCUUCUUCCUGCUGGUGAACCAGCACAGCAUGGUGAGCGUGUCCACGCCCAUCGCGGACAUCUAUGAGCAGGAGAAAGAUGACGACGGCUUCCUCUACAUGGUCUACGCCUCCCAGGAAACCUUCGGCUUCUGAGCCAGCAGUAGGGGGGCGUGGGUGGUUGGACUGGGAGUGGGGGACCCUGACAGGCUCUGCCCAGGGAGUUGGCUCCUGAACUGAGCUGCCCCAGCUCCUGGGGGACUGGGCAGGGCUGCACCUCUUACUUCUGGGGCACCAACCACUCCAACUCUGUCCUGGGUAGAGCCUGGGCCUGUCAUGUUCGGGUUGCCCAUCUUGGUGGCUGGGGGAUGGUGGGAGCAGCCCCCAGCACCCCUGCUCUGUCUUUUUUUUAUUUUAGGCCCCUGCCCGCCUGCCCCUCCCCCACCCGAGGCGCUGCUUCCUCUGCCUGGACCCACCCACCCCUGAAGGACUGGCCCCUGGCUCACCAGGUCUUGACAUGGUGUAUGGAUCUGUGGUCAUUGUCCCUCUGCAGAAUAAAGACUGCUCAGGCCUGCCUGGC